GGAGGGUGGCCAUGAGUGCCCCGGACGCGGUGCGCCUGCUGGACGCCGCCGACUUCGCGGCCCGGAAGCACGCGGCGCAGCGGCGAAAAGACCCGGAAGGCACGCCGUACAUCAACCACCCCAUAGGUGUAGCCCAGAUACUGGCACAGGAAGCUGGAAUAACGGAAAUUGCAAUACUCCAGGCUGCUCUCCUCCAUGACACUGUUGAAGACACAGACACCACCUUCUCAGAGAUUGAGGAGCACUUCGGGGAGGAAGUAAGGCGAAUUGUGCAGGAAGUGACGGAUGACAAGACUUUGGGCAAGAAGGAGCGCAAGCGGCUGCAGAUUGAACAAGCUGCUCAGAGCAGCCGAGAGGCCAAGUUGGUGAAACUGGCAGACAAGCUGUACAACCUGCGAGAUCUCAACCGUUGCACACCCCAAGGCUGGUCCGAGAAGCGAGUCCAGGAGUACUUCCACUGGGCUUCGAAGGUAGUGACGGGCUUGUGCGGGACAAGCCCGGUGUUGGAGGAAAAAUUGUGGCUGCUGUUUAAAGCCAGAGGGCUACCUGAGUGACAUGGCUAAGCUGCAGCCAAAUCCGCUGGAAGGGAAAGCAGGCAACAAACCUUGUUGAGCUACUACGUAAAAAAUGGAGAAGACUUUCGCCAAUUUGUCUUCGGUCCCACUUACUCCUAUCCUGCCCCAGGGUUUCUGCACUGCCCACUAGGUACACUCAUUGUAAAGUGAUGCCCUCUACAUAUAUUUGGAAUACUCUGAAAGUAUGCUGGAAACAAGGCAACCUCACCAGAUGCCUUUUCCAUCCUCUGGAACAUGUGUAGACAUUAUGGCAUACAAGGGGAGAGGAUGAAAGUAGCUCACUUCCUUCUCUCCCCCCCCCCCCC
Molecule: messenger RNA, 880 nt
Organism: Lacerta agilis (Sand lizard)
Lineage: Eukaryota; Metazoa; Chordata; Lepidosauria; Squamata; Lacertidae
Gene: HDDC3
Product: HD domain containing 3
Exons: 4
Coding region: 12-554 (180 amino acids)
Molecular function (GO): guanosine-3',5'-bis(diphosphate) 3'-diphosphatase activity
Source: RefSeq, a predicted model, not a curated record